UUCUGCAAUAAAUUAAAUUGAUAAUUAUUAAUUAUGUUGGGCGGUGUAGUGGGCGUUGGCCACACGUGUAGUAGAUAAAAAUGGGUAAAGAUAAGAAGGCGAGGAAAUAUUCAGUAAUGAAAAAGAUGCUCUCUGUCAGAGAUGCCAGAAUAAAAGCUAACCAGAAGAAGGAAGAAGAGAAGAAAAAGAAAAUUGAAGAACAGAAAAUACGACAAGUUCCUCAAGUUCCUUCUUCAUUAUUUUUUGCGUAUAACGAUCAGUUGGGCCCUCCCUAUUAUGUCAUUGUGGACACUAACUUUGUCAAUUUUUCCAUUAAAAACAAGCUGGACCUUUUCCAAUCAAUGAUUGAUUGUCUAUAUGCUAAAUGCGUCCCACACAUAACUGAUUGCGUUGCAGGUGAAUUGGAAAAACUUGGCACCAAAUUCAGAGUUGCACAAAAGAUUAUCAGUGACCCUCGGUUUGAGAGGCUCCCUUGCCUACACAAAGGAACCUAUGCCGAUGACUGCAUAGUCGACAGAGUGACGCAGCAUCGUUGUUAUAUAGUGGCUACGUGUGAUAGAGAUUUAAAGAGAAGACUGAGGAAGAUACCGGGAGUACCCAUAAUGUACAUAUCAAAGAAUCGCUAUAGUAUUGAGAGGAUGCCUGAUGCUUUUGGAGCACCAAGAACUUGAUUGAAUCUAAUGACAAAAAGAUAACUGUAUUCUAUUGUUCAAAUAUACAUCUUAACAAUCAAUUGAUGAAUGUACUAUUAACUAAUAAUGUAUGUGUACAUUAGCACUCACACACACACACACCUGGAGUAACUAUUAAUUUAUUAUGUAAAUCAUUUUCUUCUAAAGAAAUUCAUAAAGC
Molecule: messenger RNA, 852 nt
Organism: Amphimedon queenslandica
Lineage: Eukaryota; Metazoa; Porifera; Demospongiae; Haplosclerida; Niphatidae
Product: rRNA-processing protein FCF1 homolog
Exons: 7
Coding region: 81-671 (196 amino acids)
Cellular component (GO): small-subunit processome
Source: RefSeq, a predicted model, not a curated record